ACAGCGGUGCUUGAAUUGGCAAAGAGGCUAUGAAACAGUAUCUUUAAUUCCUCCAGAAAAUAAGAAUUAAGAUAUAAGAGUAGUGGUAGUAGUAGGUUGAAUAUCUACCUUAGCCUAAUCAUCAAGUUCACCUUUGUUCUAGAAAUAUUCUAGAUUCAUUAUUAUAGUUGUUUGUUUUAUUUUUAUUUCUUUUCAUAUUUCUUAACUUCUAAAAUUCAGAAAACCAACCUUGAUUAUUUCCUUUUCACUACACAUUUCAAGGAACGCUACGCAAUAUGGCUACCAGCAGAACUUCAUAUCACGCGGUCGUCGAACCGGAUGAGUACCGCGAUCCGACUAUCUUGUUAGAACAGACACCAACCCCUGGUUCUCAAGAAGACCUUGGAAAAACCGACGCAAACGAGGCCGAAGAUGUCGAUCCCAAGUUCGCCCGGAGGGUGCUAUGGAAGCUCGACUUGUUUAUCCUGCCGCUCAUGGCCAGUGUCUACUUCUUUGCCACCAUGGGCAAAUCCGAUCUGGGCAAUGCCAAAAUCGCAGGUCUCACAGAAGAACUGACUCUGACCCCGGCCGACUACUCCAAUGCGGCGACCAUGUUUCUCGUCGCCAACGUGAUAUUCCAGCUACCGGGUACGCUGCUGAUCAAGAAACUGACCCCGAACAGACAGUUCGCUGGUGCGAUGAUGUUUUGGGGUAUCUUGACCGUUCUCACCGUGCUAGUGAAGAACUCCGGAGGACUGCUUGGUCUACGCUUCCUCAUCGGUGGAGCUGAAGCCUUCGUCCAGGGUGGUGUCUUCUAUCUCUCCUUCUGGUACCAAUACUCGGAGUACGCGACGCGCGGCGCCAUCGUGUCGUCAAUGUCGACGCUCGCAGGGGCCUUCAACGGGCUGAUCGCGUACGCGAUCACGAUGAAUCUGGACGGGGCCAACGGGUGGCGGGCGUGGAAGUGGAUCUUCCUGAUCGAGGGCAUCGUGCCGAUGGCCUUCUCCUUCGUCGUCCUGUUCUGCCUGCCCAGCAGCCCGAGCACCCUCACCUGGGGCUUCAGCGAGGCCGAGAAGCGCCACAUCAUGCAGCGCAGCGCGCGCGCCCACAACACCGCCGAGCCCAAGAUGGACUACAAGCAGAUCGCGAAGCCCAUGUGCGACCUCCACUUCUGGCUCUUCAUCCUCAUCAGCUGCGGCGGCGCCUUCUGCCAGUCGUCCCUGUCGAACUUUCUGCCCGACAUCAUCCAUGGCUUCGGAUACGACGACGUGCAAGCCCAGCUCUUCACGGCCAUCGUCUACGUGUGCGGCUGCGUCGGCAUCAUCCUCUUCAGCCGAAUCGCCGACAAGACGAACGCCCGAGCCCUGACGCUGGCCGCCUCUACCGUCUUCGGCGUCAUUGGCUACGCCAUCCUGAUCUGGGUCCAGAACCGCAACGUCCGAUUCGCCGCCACCUGCCUCGUUGCCUUCUCCAUCUUCCCCUACAGCGUGCUGCAGUUGACUUGGUCUACGAUGUGCUUCGUUGGCUACACCCGAAGAGGCUCCGUGCUGGCGCUCGUCAACGUGUUCUCGCACAUCUUUGCCAUUUCCGGAACGCAGGCCUACCAAGACCCUCCCUAUUAUGGCCUGGGCAACGGUAUCGCCCUGGUGAUGGUCAUCAUGAUGUUCGUGUGCUCGCUCGUCCUGCGCUGGUACCUGAACUUCCUGAACAACAAGAAGCGCGCGAACCAGUACUCGCAGCAAGCCAUCGAGAUGAGGCAGAAGAGCAUCGAGGAAAUUGGCGACCACCAUCCUGAUUUCUACUACCAGUAUUAAGCCUUGCGGCGUAUACGACUUAGGUAUACAUACAUAUACUUAUUAUACCUACCCACCUCCACUACUACGAUCGGGAAUCGCGUCUGGGAAAAAAAUCGGUUAAAGGCUACAUGGUUAACUCUUGCUGCACUGCAACAACUUUGAAAUGUUUUUAGGGGUGUAUUCCGGGGCUAUUGUAUUUGUUUACACACCAACAACCCCCUAUACCUUUAAGAAACUCUUGUAUCUUUGUAUAAAAAGAAGAAAUUAUGAAAAUAGGAGGCAUGGAUCCCCCUAUUUACAAACGUUUUUAUUUUUUUAUUUACUAGGUAUCAGUCAUGGGAGAGAGAGAAGGGGCGAGAAUAGCAUUUAAUGGGACCGGGUUCACAGGGUGGUUUUUUAGCGGGAUUUUCAUUGGGUUGUCAUUUAAAGCUACACAGGUACGGGAUUGUACAUAGAGAGAUAUAGGCGCACUCGUGCGAGAUAACGCACCAUUCGGAUGCCUAUGCUUAGAUGGGUGG
Hypoxylon fragiforme is the source of this 2293-nucleotide messenger RNA. RefSeq names its product MFS general substrate transporter. Lineage: Eukaryota; Fungi; Ascomycota; Sordariomycetes; Xylariales; Hypoxylaceae. The record is from RefSeq and is a predicted model, not a curated record. Gene Ontology annotation, biological process: transmembrane transport. Bases 276 to 1793 code for a protein of 505 amino acids. Gene Ontology annotation, molecular function: transmembrane transporter activity. Gene Ontology annotation, cellular component: membrane. The transcript has 8 exons.